This is a messenger RNA of Dunckerocampus dactyliophorus (ringed pipefish), 10645 nucleotides long. RefSeq names its product F-box protein 41 (gene fbxo41). The transcript has 15 exons. NCBI's taxonomy places the organism in Eukaryota, Metazoa, Chordata, Actinopteri, Syngnathiformes, Syngnathidae. Bases 421 to 2931 code for a protein of 836 amino acids. Gene Ontology annotation, molecular function: protein binding. The record is from RefSeq and is a predicted model, not a curated record.
UUGAGGACAUGCAGCGAUGUCACAUACUGGGGGCCUCUCAUGCGCUGAACAUGUUCCCAUGAUGCAGUCCGGCCUGCAGAACACAACUCUGGUUGCCCACAGCAAUGCGCCUGCCGCCGCUCUCUGCUCUGCUGCAGCCUUGUGACGUCACGGAGGGCUGGAGCGCUUCCUUGCUCCGGAGAGGAAAAAAUGGGCACAAGAUUGUUGCGAGGCAGUGGACUGACAAAUGAUGGCUUGCAAAGACGAAGUGAAAGUUGCCUCCUCUAUUGUACAUAAGAUCUGACUCCAUACCGCUGGCCAACCCAAACUGUCACUGCAACCAUGAGAAGACCUGAUGGGUACUUGACCUUUGUACCCCACCGGCGCCACCGUCAGGUUGCGUGAGCGCCCCCCGUCUCCCUGCGGCAGUUACUGCACGGAAUGGCCUCUCUGGACCUUCCAUACCGCUGUCCUCGCUGUGGGGAGCACAAGCGCUUCCGAAGCCUGUCGUCCUUGCGUGCCCACCUGGAGUACAACCACACAUAUGAGACCCUAUAUGUUCUGUCUAAGUCCAACAGUGUUUGUGACGCCGCAGCUCUACUACCCCUAGUGACGGAGGGUGCCCUACUCCCGCCUCCAAAUAACAACGAUCCCUUUGAGCCUUUGCAGCCGUCCUCUUUAAAAGAGCGUCACUUCCCUUGUCGUGAGCUUCCUUGUGUAGAUGACCUGAGUUUGACGCCGGCUAGCGCCAACACGUCUGCCCGGUAUAUCCCCAAUGUGGAGUUUCCUCUGGGGGAGAUUUUGAUGAAGACAGCUAUGACAUCCACAGACCCCAGUCCUUAUGGGAACCCCAGUACAGCAGUAGCUGUAGCAGCCAACGUUGCUGCCAGCGCAGUGGAGGCAGCUUAUGAAGAAGGUCUGGCCAGGUUGAAGGCACGGGCAUUUGAACGUCUUGAGCUGGAUGAAAGGAUGGAGAAGCUCUCUGAAGAGGUGGAGCAGAAAAUAGCGGCCCGUGUAGGCCGUCUUCAGGCCGAGCUGGAGAGGAAGAGCUCUGAGCUGGAACGGGCUAAGCAGGAGAGCGAGCGGCUCAGCCAGGAGAAACAAGACCUGGAGGACAAGGCCUUAGAGCUUUCUCGGCAGGUGGACGUCUCUGUGGAAAUGCUCGCCAACCUAAAACAGGACCUGGUGAACAAGGAGGCCGAGCUCAGCCACAAGCAGCAGGAGGUCGCGCAGAUCGACCAGUUCCUGCAGGAGACGGCGGCUCGAGAGGCCAACGCCAAAGUUCGCCUGCAACAGUUCAUCGAGGAACUGUUGGACCGAGCCGACCGUGCUGAGAAACAGCUCCAGAUCAUCAGCAGCUGCGGCACCACGCCAAACGGUAGUCUGGGGCGCUGCAGUCUUCAGGCGUCAAAGGGCAAUGGACGGCAGAGGAACUCCAGCAUCUCGGGAAGCACAAGAGGCAUCUACCAAGCAUCCGAGCGACGUUCGUCACCCAGUACAGGAGCAUCAGGUCGGGUCAAGUCAGUCUCACAGGGUUCUGGUGGAUAUGACAGCGACAGUGUGGAGAUGCACCCGAUGGAGGAGUGUCCCGAGGCUCAGUACUACCACAUGCAGUGCCGCCUGACCGAGGGGGGUUACGACCGUUCCCCUGGAUGCGGAGGCGGUGGGUCAAGAAACUGGGGUCUCCGUAAACAGGCCAUCCAGAACUGGCAGCGUCGGCCUUACAGGAACAGCACCGAAGGCGAGGAGGGCGAUGUAUCCGACGUGGGCUCUCGGACAACUGAGUCGGAAGUAGACAUGUGGGAGCAGGAGAGGAGAGCUGUAGCGGAAGUUCAACAAUCUGGCGCCCCCUAUCCAUACCACAGCAGGACUGGGUAUCGAUCAAACGCAGGUCGAUAUGAAGGCAUCUACAGCAAACCCUGCCGCCAUGAGAAGAGCCCGUCCAAAUCCAACGAGGUGAUCAGCCCAGAGAUCCUGAAGAUGCGCGCUGGUUUAUUUUGUAUCUUCACCUACUUGGAUACUAAAACCCUGCUGAGAGCAGCGGAAGUCUGCAGAGACUGGAAGUUUGUGGCUCGCCACCCGGCCGUGUGGACCAGAGUUCUGCUGGAGAACGCUCGCAUUUCUUCCAAGUUGCUGGGAACGUUGUCUCAGUGGUGCACUCAGACGCACUCGCUCAUCCUGCAAAACCUAAAACCUCGACAGCGUGGAAAGAAGGAAACCAAGGAGGAAUACUUAAAAAGCACACGUGGCUGUUUGGAGGAAGGGCUGGAGGCGCUGCUCAAAGCCACAGGAAGUAACCUGCUCAUACUAAAGAUUUCACAUUGUCCCAACCUGCUGACAGACCGCUCCCUCUGGCUGGCCAGUUGCUACUGCCGAGCUCUGCAGGCUGUCACUUACAGGAGUGCCACAGACCCAGUUGGCCAGGAGGUCAUCUGGGCCCUCGGUGCAGGUUGUAGAGACAUUAUUUCCCUACAGGUGGCGCCACUACACCCAUGCCAGCAGCCGGCUCGUUUUAGUAACAGAUGCCUGCAGACCAUUGGGAGAUGUUGGCCACACCUCCGCGCGCUCGGCGUGGGUGGAGCAGGAUGUGGCAUUCAGGGACUUGCCUCGCUAGCAAGGAACUGCAUGCGCCUUCAAGUGCUCGAGUUGGACCAUGUGAGCGAAAUCAACCAGGAGGUGGCAGCGGAGGUUUGCAGGGAGGGCUUGAAAGGCCUGGAGAUGCUGGUGCUCACCUCCACACCAGUCACCCCCAAAGCUCUGCUCCACUUUAACAGUGUGUGCCGCAACCUCAAAUCCAUUGUGGUCCAGAUUGGGAUCGAAGACUACUUUGAGGACCCUAACAGCCCUGAGGCCAGAAAACUGUUUGAUGAGAUGGUUAACAAGCUUCAGGCACUGAAGAAAAGACCCGGAUUCUCCAAAAUCCUCCACGUGAAAGCAGACAGUCUCUGCUAACAUCAUUUCCUGCAGAUUGUGUAAAGAGACGCCACCGCCACGGCUCCAUUCAGCCCAAAAGUGUGUGUGAAUGGGGUAAGAGAGCGUUCGUAACACUGGAACACCUCGAUGAACCCUGACUGAGGCUCAAUGUGCAAUAUUCAUGCAUAAGGAGACACCUGCUACUUGUUCGGGGGGAAUCAUCUGCUGGACGUGACAUGGUCCUCAUUGGGCUCUUGAUGACACUAGCCCGACACAACUGAUUCCUCUCUUUUUGGAUCAUGUAGUAGUCUCUUGGAGGCAGAUCUCUUUGUUGAAAAGUGUGGAGCUGGGUAACAGACCAUUUGACGAGUUCUUAGUGAGUUGGGCACCCGUAACUGGUGGGCGGCAGCACAUUCUUUCUACUUGGAAGGGAACUAAACAUUUGCAAGGUGGGAGCCUUGAGACUGCCUGACCUUCUAGCUCUCAGAAGCCAACUACUUCCUGCACAAAAAGCGUGCUGCAGCUACUUCCUGGCAUGGCAGCGAUGCGUUCCGCCACCUCUACCACCUUAUGCUAACAUAAUGGAUCUCCUUUAUUUUUCUUGAUUGUGAAAAGUAUCAGGUUGUCUGAGAGAGCAGCAUGCAGCGCCCGAUGCUGGAUCCAUUUCAUCUUCAAACUGGUGCCAUUCGUGUCUGUCCACGUUCCAUUGAGCGUUUUUUUUUUCCAACGUGCCAUUAAUGCGGGGAAUAUUUCAUACCCCUCUAAUCAGCUCAUGCACACAAGACUUUUAUCUUGUACUCCUUGAUGUGUUAGAAUGCGUAUUCAUGCUGAUUCUUCUACUUGCAGAACAGUGCCAGUCACAGCCAAGCCUCUGUGGCGCCCUCUGCUGGUCUUUUCAGCCACUUACUCAUAUCAGUUGGGAUUUCCUCUGGAAGUACAAAACCUUUUCCAUCAUAAAUUAUGUGUGAAUGCUGACAGACGCUGUCACCGAACCAAAAUACCAAAGAAAUGGAGACUAGGGAUGUUAAUACAUCACAGGAUAUCAUAACAAUGCCUAAUCGGAUGGGCGCUUGACUGCAUAAAUUUGCUAUGAAUUAAUGUUUUCAUUGAUGCGAGAAUUUCUUUAUAUAUAUAUAGUGAAAGAGUUUUCCCUUUUUACAAAAAUCUAAUUUAAUUUCUACUUCGUGCUGCGGGCCAAUAAGAAAUGAGCCACAGGACUCAAAUGGCCCCUGGACCGCCCCUUGUUCCAUACAAAUAUGCCACCUAGUUGCUCUGAGCACUCAGCAAUAAUGGCAUAACGUAGAUGAGAUGUCGAUACCAUGGCAUCAUUGCUGGAUCAUUGCGAAUAGUGUGGGGCAAAAAAAAUGCCCUGAAUGGGAAUUUCCUUUCAUUUCAUUUGAAUGAUUUUGAAUCAGUUGAGCAGAAAAAUAACAAUGUUAGGAAGGAAAAAGACAUUUUUGACACACUGUAGCAUGAAUGCUCGUCUCUCAGCAUUCACACAGCAAGCACCUUUUCCAGCGUGGUCGUUUUUCUCUGUUGCAGUUUAAUUUAUCACAUUUUGUGUCACUUUUCCACUUUGUGGUACCGGCCCAACUCUGUUCUCUUCACCUCAUUCCAGCCCGACAAUGGGAAACUGUAAAAGCCACGCAGUCAGUGUAAAGGCGUCAGUCAGAGUGAGACAUGCUAACAGACAACAAUGGAGGCCAUGGAGAGUCUCUCGUAUUUACUUCUCGGCAUGUGCAAUACUGUCGCAUCCACAGCUAAGACAGCAGGAUAAGCCAUGUGUGUUGUUUCCUGCUCGACCAAUGAGCUACCAGUGGUGGUUUAGGUCACCCGUAUGUUGGCAUCCUUGGAACCUUGACAUUACCUUGUUUUGCCAACGUAAAGCGCCAAGCUGUGCGUGUCCGGCCAAGUGGGUACCAUGCAGUGGAAAAGGGGCGUAUGUACAGUAAAGCGUGGUUGAGGACGUAUGCUAGCAAUACUUAAAUCCGUCUGUACUGCAAAUAAAAGGGAUUACACGGUCCAUUCUACAAGGGGUUACCCCUCAAAAUCAGGUUGGACAUGACCGUGCUUGGUGAUACCAUCAGUGUGGUUUGAGGAUGUGAAGGUUCAUGGAAAAAUACAUUUUUGGAACACACUGAGGACCAAAAAGUAAGGAUUUGUCUUUUGCUGCUGUUCUUCUUAAUUCUGAAUUUGAGUGAGUGCUAUAUGAAGUUGGGGGGAGCUCGCCUUUAAACAAAGCUUCUGACAGCAACUUCCAUACGCAUUUAUGCACACGGUUGAAGCAGGUUGACAAUGGAGUCGCACAUCAAGAAGGAAGACCUUGUCUAAUGCAUCGUGGCACAUUGGGUGCACAUCGCUUUGCAUCGUUUUAGCACGCACGCCUUGUUGGUCGCACACAGCAAGGGGAGGAAACCCAUUUCUCGGCUGUCGAACCCACAAAGUGAGGCUGGAUAGGGCUGUCCUUUUUAUAUUUUGAGUACAAAGUACAAAAGGCUACAUGUUCCUUUUUAAGUCUCAACCGAUCACAGUUUUCAACCCAUCUUUUUUGUCUUUUUUUCACAUAUGACCAAAUCUUCAAAUCUUUUGGUGUUCUCAUAUUUCCUCAAAUAGGGGCUGAGGGAAUUUGUUUACGCAACUGCAGAGAGUAAUAAUAUUAAUAGUCAUGGUAAUAGUAGGAGAGGGUGGCAGUGGCUCAGGAGGUAUAGCAGGUCAUCCAGUUUGUUGUUUCGAUCUCCGCUUCCUCCACCCAGUCACUGUUGUUGUGUCCCUGGGCAAGACACCCUUUGUCACCUUGCUUUAACUCCAGUACUGCCCACACUGUUGUAUGAAUGUGAAUGAAUGUUUUCUGGUGAUUGGAGAGGAGGCCGUGCUUCUGUCUGCCCCAGGGCAGCUGUGUCUACAGAUGUAGAAUACCACCACCAGUGUGUGACUACGAGUGAAUGAAUAAUGUGUUCAAUGUAAAGUGCUUUGGGUACCUUGGAAAGUGCUAUAUAAAUGUAAUCCAUUAUUAUUGUUAGCAUAAAAUUGUAAAUUUAUCAGACAUAAGGUGUUUAAUAGAGAGGAGGCCUUUAUUUUUGCACAUGCAUUUUUGUAAUUCUUAUUUAAAAUUUUAUAUUUGCCCACAAAAAUCUAUAAUAAUUACACUGAUUUAUGUAGAUUUAAAUUGCAAAAACAAAUAUAUCAGUUUUUCGAACUCUGGUCUUGUUGUACCUUCAAUGCACAAUAAAGAAAUAGUUAUUAUUUAAAAAAAUGUUAGGUAUGUUUUCUUUUCCUCAAUGCUUAAUAUGCAGUGGAUCCCCGCAUAGUUGUGAUUCAGCAUUCGCGACCCUGCACAUUUGUCAAGUUUUGAUGAAAAAAUGAUUUCUCUUAUUUGUGAGAAAACCCGCUGAUGUGUGUGCUUUUUCUCUCCAAAAAUGACUCAUAAGUCGGUAAUAAUUUAUAAAUAUCUGAUAAUAAAGCAUAAAAUGCCAGCAUAAUACAUACUAAUACAUACAUACUAAUAAUACAGCAUACAGCACAUGUUGGUGUGAGGUUUGAAUGGCUGAGCACUUUCGCUUGUACCUUGUACUUCCUGCUAGUGGCGCCACAUCCAUAGGAAAGGAGCGCCAGAAAAAGGUAAUGACACUGCAGGAGAAGGUUGAUUUUCUGGAUAAGAUAAGAUCAGAUAAGACAUGCCUUUAUUAGUCUCCCAAAAGGAAAUUCCAGGUUUACAGCAGCAAAAGCAGAGCACAAAAGCACACAAGAGCAUACAAAGUGCAAAAUCAAGGCAAUACAAAUCAAGAAGUUACAUACACUACUUCCAGCUAUGGAUAUGGUUUUAGAGCGGAAAACUUUUGUUGCCGUGUGUGAGUGAAUAAAAGCACUGACCCACAUAUAAAGGAGAAAGAGAAGGCAAUUAGAAGCGCUGUGACAGCAAGUUUUUAAUGUUUAAAGUGUCAGCUCUUGCUGUGCCGUACACGUCAGACUGCACAGCAAAUGUAUUCAUAAUGAUCAAUGUUCAUGAUCAUUCAUUCAUACAUGGUGAGUACCGAAAUACAUUUUACAAUUUAAAAUGCUUGAAUAAGUGUGCGAGGCAUGUUAUAGGGCUCAAACUUGGAUUGUGCUUCUAUGCAUUCAGCUUGUUAGCGCCCGUCAUCACACGUGAACGAUAGCAAUGAAAGAAGCCGACUAUGGUAGUGCAGCUGAAUCUACAGGUAAUCUAAUAAUUACAUCGGUCGCUUUUAUUGCAGAUGUUGAUCCGAAACGAUCAGAGGAGAACAUCAACGUCAAGAGAGCAGGAGGAUACGGAGGGAGACGAGCAAGCUGGCAUAGUAUGCAGUGCCAAAAAUAGACAUUUUUAUGGGCGUCUCAAUUACUCACGUGUUAUUUCGGAAGCGGGGGCGUGGCGGGGAUCUACUGUACAAGAGUACUGUACUACCGUUCUUUUUUUUGUAGUUUUAAUUAUUAGUAAAAGGAAAAAUAAUACCACAUAUUACAAUAUAUAUUAUAUAUAAUACAGUACAUCGCCUUGGUCCAAAAAAGACUCACCUUUUUUAUUUGUUUUUUUAUUUUGUUUAUUUCAUCGUAUUUAUUUUUAUGUGAGACACAAAUGUAACGUAAUAUAAAAUAUUCUUGUUCUUUUAGCACACUAUUUAGUAUUUUUAUUGUUUUUGUUUAUAUAUUGUAUUACAGUAUUCUAAUUAUUUUACAUUGGAAUUAUUAUUGUUUACAAGUAAAUAUGUCAUAAUGAGUUCAUCAUUUUUUUUUUAAGUCACAUGGUGGUUAUAGAAUAUGCAGUACAUUUGUUUACAGCCCCCCAGUGGCACCAGCUGUGAUUUCUGGAUAUUUCUAGAUAUUGUUUUGUUUGUUUUGAUGGGGAAAAAAGGAGUUCAUUUGAGGGGAUGCAUGGAUGGAGGCCACUAUUUGAGGAAAUAUGGUAUUUUUCUGUUAGGUCACUCCCGAUAUCAAAGGUCAAAUCAUCACCUUUGUCACCAUUUUCAAAUCUCAGUCUUUUGGGGGGGGGGGGUUUCGCAGCGCUUUGGUCCUAGCGGAAGGGUCAAAGGUCAUGCGCUGACCUGUGUUUUCGCAUUAGAAUUCAGCUCCACUGCUACUGAUUGUCCACUUGGAGGGAAAAUAGGUUUAGAAACAUGAUGCACUUGUUUUCAGGUUUUAGACAAUCCUGCCUUCGCUAUCAGCUACUCUGUACAUAGGGUUUGUUUUAAAAAAAAAAAAUUUAAAAAAGGAGAAAACAAGAUUUAAAAAAACAAAACAAAAGAAGAGCAACAUUUAAUGUUGUAUAAUAAUAUGGUGAAAAACGCUGACGUUUACAUACUGUAAAGCAUUCUCUCCAAAGCGGACUGAAAGAUGCUAGAGAAUUAUGUACAACCUUGGUGUCUGAAUUGUGUGUUAGAUACUUUCUAUUAAAUGUGCAUCAUUUGCAUAGAGAAAUUAUUUAAGAAGAGGAUAAAGAUGAUAAUUCAGCUAUUUAUUUCUAUAUACAUAUAUAUAUAUAUCUAUAUAUGUAUAUAUAUAUAUACAUAUAUAUAUAAAGAAACAAAAGAGCGACGUGUAUAAUGUUGGCAUGUUUGUGUUGGAGCAUCAUUAAGUUGCCUUUCUAAAUGUUCUGCUACUGUGGCAAGAAAUUUGGUGUUAAACAGCUUCCGUUGCCUGCAGUUGAAUAACAUUUCUUUUUUAGUUGACUGUCUGUUGUUGCACUAGUGAGAAAGAAAUGAUAUAUAAAUCUAUACAAAUAUAUUACAGAUGUUCAUGAAGUGUUGUUUUUAAUGUUGGGCUGUUUCUUAGUGUUUGACUAAAUAAGAUGCACUUUUAUUUUUAUGAUCAUCGGCCCAAUGAGAAGCGAUAAAUAGUACAAGUCAGCAUCUUCCACAGGUGGCUUGAUUCCUCCGCCUCCACAUGCAUUUUUAGGUAAAUGACCAGUGUUUGUUUUGCUUUUGCAUCGCACCCACACCACCGUUUAGGUCAUUGUGAAAAGGGACCUGCUGAAGUUGCUCCAGGCGCCAAAUAACACCACAAUGAACGUAUUCUCUUAUUCUGCCUUUGCUAAUGUCAACCGGUUCUGCUUCCUUUAUUUGACUGACUGUUGAACCACAUGUUUAACCGUUCAUCAACUUCCUGUCGUACUCUACAAACUGUACAUACUUGUAUUUCAUGUAUGGACUCUGCCCAUUUAUCGGAAUCGUAUUUUGCGUAUUACCUCAACACUUAUCUGGGCAAUUAAGUGUGCCAUUUAUUGUUGUUUUUUUGUUUGUUUUGCUAACAGCAUCCAUGAACUUCAUCCAUAACAGCAAAAAAAUGUAAUUGUUGCUGGAGGGUUCCAACUGAUGGUCAGCCUUUGAUGACUGCAAUUUUACCACUCAUUUGUUGUCAUCAAUAAAAUUGCUUUAAAAUUCGUGUUGCAAUGAACUUUUUUCAGAGAUUCAUUUGUAAUUAGGACAGCGUUAAUUAGUGCUCAUUAGAAUCCUGCAUGCAGAAAUAUGAGGCUUCAUUUUAAAGGGGACAUGUUAUAAUAUGAUAUAUUUUUUAAUCGUUUGAGUUGCCUGUGUGCACAUAGUGUACAUCAGGGGUCACCAACGCGGUGCCCGCGGGCACCAGGUAGCCCCCCACGACCACAUGAGGUGCCCGCAAGCCUGCUUUUCAUUCAGGUUUUCAGUUAAUAAUGAAAGAACAGUAGAAAGAAAAGUAUUCUGACACAUAAAAUGUGAGUUGUGGACACCAGCAUUUUGUGAAUGUUUUGGUAAAACAAGCACAUUUGAUUUGUUUGGGUUGAAAUAAGGUAUGAAAAUCAUUUCUACAAAAAUGAGUAGCUCGUGGCCAUUUUCAUUUUCUUAAAGUAGCUCUCGCAAGAAAAAACGUUGGUGACCCCUGGUGUACAUCUUGUAUUUGGGUCUCUGGAGUGCCUGCUCGAACCAUAAACUGAAAUUACACGCAAGUAAUUUAGCAACCUUUGUCAUUUGCAUUAAACAGGAGAGUCCACCAAAACCAGCUGCUCUGAACAGGCCUUUUUAGAUGUUUGUUUGUUUGUUUUUUUCUGAACAUCUGCUGUAAUUCUUCAUCCUUUCGGGUAUUUUGAACGAAGCAUGUCACAGACAUGUUAUUAAGAAACUAAGGAACUGUUUUAAUCUGUGGAAAAAUGGAAUAUGCUUCCUUUAAAGCAGGAGUGGGGUAUUAAUAGCUUUCCAUUUCAGAUGGUAUGAAUAUAUAAAAAACUAGGAUUCAUUUUUUUUUCAGGUUUCCAGACUGACAGCAUAGGCCAAAUUGGUCGCAUAAAUGCAUACUAGUGGUCUUAAGUCAGUCAUUUAUUUUCCUCCAUUUGUCAAAAAGGUCUCAAUCGUGUUCAUAUGGUGGAGUGUGUUAGGUAUCCUUUAAAUAUACUAAACAGGUAACCUUGGAGAUGUCCUGGUCGGCUGGCUGGGUAGAUCAGUAGUCGCCAUGGCAAAGACACAGAUGCUGUUCUCCUUACGACACGCCAGUUGCUCAUGGACAUGAUUCUGAAUGAUGACUUUUUUUAACGGCUGCCAUUUUGGAUGGCUACUUGUGGUUCAACUUAAAUUUUACUCUGUCGUUAACAUUUGAACGUACUCUAUGUGCACUACGUUAUUGUCAGUAGAACGGUAUGGAGGUUGUGUGCCACAAUUAAAUAAAUAUAAAAUCUACUAAAUAAAAAAUACAAAUCUAUUCAAAAUGAAUCCCAAAUGUAAUUGGAUUAAUUCAUUCGAUAUUGAUGUAAUUGACUUUAUAUUUAUUUAAUUUU